AUGCCUCUCUUAUACCCAUCAGGCGCCCGAACCUUGCACAGGCUCUCCCCAUUUCAGCGUCUGCUCAAGAUUGCGCGACACACGCCUGCGUCCUCUGCAUCAACAAUAGCCGACUCGGAUGCGCCCUCAUGUCAGGGCUUCAAGCCUUCCGAGUACGAAGACAUCGUGGAGGAUCCCGUCUCACGAGGCUCGCGACACGACUCGCGCCAAGUCGAUGAUGCAAAGCUCAGGGCCGACUGGGACGCGGUCAAGUGCGAUACUUGCGGUCGCAGCGUGGAAGAGCAUGCAGCACUCACCGACGCCGACGACGAGGAGGCUACACGCAGAGCCAAAGUCGCAGUACGACUCGACGAGCUCUUGGAAGACAAAGGCAAGCUGCUCGACUUUGACUAUGUUGACGCGGAUAUUGAAUCGCUGCGCAAACAGAUGAGGCCGGUCGGUGCCGACGGGCUCGUCGAUACGUUCAGUCCAGUCUCGCAACUCAGCACCGUGCCCGACGCCACGCCAAGUCCACACCCGUCCGCGCAAUCGCUCCCCAAUGGCUCCGGUCCGCAUUCUUCCACGCCGCUACUGCAGAGCUUGAAUCGCAAACGUAAGCUCCGCGAAUCAUCCCGUUCACGGUCGCGAUCGCACGACAGGGAGGCGUCCGUAGCCACCUCAAGUCGUCUGUCCAGCCCGGAGAUGACCGUGAACCAUUCCAACCCAGCAUCACGACAACAUUCAAUCGAGCCCAGCACAGCUAACGGGCGUCACGACGCGAAGCGACGAAAGUUCGUGUCGUCCGACCUGGCCAAGGAAAGCACGACGGAGGCCAACAUAUCAACAGACCUCAGCGACGAAUCGACUGAGCUUAAAGAAACCGAAGCGGAGGAUGAAGUAGGCGCAGCAGAGCACGCAGCAGCAGAUCCGCAAGAUGUCGUCGAUGUGACAUCAGACAAAGAUCCAGGCGAGGAUGGAGAGACCAAGGUCAAGGCCGAAGAAGCCAUCGACCUCGAGGAAGAGCUGCAGCCAGCACCAAAGAGCGCCGCCUCUGCCGCCGAGGAAGGAGUUGCGCCCAAAAAGGAACGCCCAGCUGUUAUUGAGGAGCGAACAGGUCUGAUCCAGUUCCGAGUGGUGACCAACGAUGACAACCACGAAUCCAUGAUCCUUCUCACGGGACUCAAGAACAUCUUUCAACGUCAGCUGCCCAAGAUGCCGCGCGAGUACAUUUCACGCCUUGUGUUUGACCGGAAUCACCAGAGUGUCGCCAUCGUCAAGCGUGGAUUGCAGGUGGUAGGAGGUAUCACAUACCGCCCCUUCAAGCAGCGCAAGUUUGCCGAAAUCGUCUUCUGUGCCAUCACCAGCACGGAGCAGGUCAAAGGAUACGGCUCGCAUUUAAUGAAUCACCUCAAAGACCACGUCAAGGCCUCGUCGCCCGUGAUGCACUUUCUCACGUACGCUGAUAACUACGCCAUCGGCUAUUUCAAGAAGCAGGGCUUCACCAAGGAGAUCAGUCUGGACCGAUCGAUCUGGGUGGGGUACAUCAAGGAUUACGAAGGAGGAACAUUGAUGCAGUGUAGCAUGGUGCCGCGCGUCAAAUACUUGGAGGUGCAAGACAUGCUUGCAGCGCAAAAAGAAGCGGUGCUGGCCAAGAUUCGAAGCAUCAGUCGCUCGCACGUGGUACACAAGGGCCUGCAGGCCAUGCACGAUCGAGAUCGUCUGAUCAAGCUCAAAGGGCUGAUCGAGAAUCCAGACGGAACGGUAGCUAAACCAGAACGCGCAGCCAAACGAGAUCAGCACCACGGAGAAGAAGAUCCAACGGCGACGUUCUUGGUGGAUCCCUCUGAGGUGCCCGGGUUGAAGGAGAGCGGAUGGACGCCCGAGAUGGACGAGCUCAGUCGACGACCCAAGCGAGGACCACACUUUGCAGUGAUGCGCCAUAUCCUCGUGGAGCUCAACGGACACGGCAGCGCCUGGCCGUUCGUCAAUCCGGUCAACGGAGACGAGGUGACCGACUACUACGAUGUGAUCAAGAAUCCGAUGGAUUUGUCGACCAUGGAGGCCAAACUGGAGAACAACCAGUACGCGAACGUGGAUGAAUUGGUGGCCGACGCUCAACUCAUCUUUGACAACUGUCGUUCGUACAACCCGGCGUCGUCUCCCUACGCCAAGAGUGCAACUAAGCUGGAAAAGUUCCUCAAGGAGACGUUACUACCAAAGGUGCAGAGUUCGCUGUGA
Sporisorium graminicola is the source of this 2217-nucleotide messenger RNA. RefSeq lists its product as uncharacterized. Gene Ontology annotation, biological process: chromatin remodeling; positive regulation of transcription by RNA polymerase II. The record is from RefSeq and is a predicted model, not a curated record. Bases 1 to 2217 code for a protein of 738 amino acids. Gene Ontology annotation, cellular component: histone acetyltransferase complex. Lineage: Eukaryota; Fungi; Basidiomycota; Ustilaginomycetes; Ustilaginales; Ustilaginaceae. The transcript has a single exon. Gene Ontology annotation, molecular function: protein binding; histone H3 acetyltransferase activity.